This is a messenger RNA of Saccoglossus kowalevskii, 2101 nucleotides long. RefSeq lists its product as uncharacterized. The record is from RefSeq and is a predicted model, not a curated record. Lineage: Eukaryota; Metazoa; Hemichordata; Enteropneusta; Harrimaniidae.
AUGCUUCAAACUGAGGUGCAGGCAGGCAGGGUUGCUGGUCCCUUUCAAGCUCCACCAUUUAACAAUUUGCGUAUUUCUCCUUUAGGACUGGUGCCCCCAAAACAACCUAACAAGUUUCGCUUAAUCCACCACUUAUCUUGUCCAUCAGGCUCAUCAAUAAAUGAUGGUAUUCCAGCCGAGUUGGCAACUGUUCAGUAUGCCAAUAUUGAUGAUGCAGUUAAGAUUAUUAGGGAUCUGGGUCUAGGCUGUUUCUUGGCUAACACUCACAUCAAAUCAGCAUUUAGAAUUAUUACAGUAGCUCCACAUGACCAUUGUUUGUUGGGUUUCAGGGAGCGCUGUUUUUCGGAUUUGCAGGCUUUUUUGGAUUUGUGUGCUGAGCUUGGGGUUCCAAUUGCACAGGAAAAGACUAUGGGAUCCAACACUUCCAUGGUGUUUGCAUGUAUUGAGUUAGACACAGUUCAAGGCGAGUGCCGACUGCCACAGCAUUGCCACAGCUGGAUUGAUACUUUCUUAGUAAAGAAAAAAGGGUCUGACUAUUUGUUCAAAUUUACCAGACAAACUGGAAAUGCAGUGAUAGCUGAUAAGGGAUUUGACAUACAAGAUCAGCUAGCACCCAGGGGAAACAUUUUGAAUAUCCCACCAUUCAUAAUAAUUGGUACUGGUCAGCCAAGUGAGCCAGCGCAUGAUUUUCAGACUUCUCAGAGCUAUGGUGAGUUUACAGAUUACGAUGAUAAUCAGAGUGAUUACCCAUCUGCUAGACAUUUUGCACCUAUCAACACAGAUGAUGAAUUUGAAAGUGUCUCUCAGGUUCACAGUCCGCGUCGUCCAGUGUGGCAUGAUGAUGAUGACAACUUUCAACCGAUGAGUGAUGCAUAUGGGUCUCGACAGUACAAUGUGUCACCUCAGAGAAGAAGACUUAAAGAUGGUGAUUACAUAACAGAUACAGAUGAUACCGUGAAUGGUCCUAGACAGUAUGCCCCUUUAGAUGGUGCUAAUACAGCAUGGGCCCCAAGAACAUAUCGUUCUGACACUGAAGAUAAUGGUAGAUUAGUGAAAUCUGAUCAGUUAUUACAUGAAAAGGGUAGAUCAUGGCAGACUCCUAUAUCAGAUGAUGAGGAGAGUAUUGACUGGGAUAGAAACAGAGUUGGAAAUUCCACUAGAUUUCAAAAAUAUGGUGGCAAUAAAUGGUAGCACACUGCAAGUGGAAAAAUGCUGACUGCAUCAGAUGAAAAUGAAUACCAGCAUAAAAGUUGCUAUGGUAACUGAAGAUGUAUACAUAAUUAGUUUCUCAUUGCACACAGUCAUGACAUAAGUGGUAAUGAAUAAUUUAAGCAGCUCUCAGUAGAUUUCAAGUUUUUGUCAUGUAAUUUCUUGUGAUAUGUUGGAUCACAUGGUCACCCUAGUUACAAAACAUCAUCUUUUAUUUUUAUUCCUAUUAAAAUUAAAACUUCCCUAUAUCUCAGGAACAUGUAGAGGCCGCUUUACUUUUAAAGAAAAUAAAAAUUUUGUGAUUUUAUUUGUUACUUAUAUAGAUAUCAAAUUCUAUUGAAUUUUAGUCAUAUUUAUUUAGUAUUUUUAAUAAUUAUGUGGUUGAUCAAUUGUGUAAAUCUGGUGUAGCUUACGAAAGGAGCACUACUUUAUUUUAUCAAGUAGGUUACAAUUUUUCACUUACUGAACACAACAUGUUUGUAUUAUAUAUAGAAGAUAAUAUUUGGUAAUCGUAGUCCUAAAUAACUAUUAAAAAUAGCUAGACGUUUCGAGCAAUGGCUCUUUAUCGAUAGCAUAGGUUAGAAUGUUUGUAUUAUCAUUUUUAUAUUUUCAGUGUAUACAUACAUGUACAAUACAAGAUCACGAUUUCAUCACUCGGCAGAUUUUCCAAUUAUAGUUUAAAUCAUUGAUUCAUUUUUUAUUAAGAUGUAUAUUUCAGUAUUACAAAUGUUGGUUACCAACUAUUUUUAUAACUGACUUUUUUUCAACUGUUAAAUUUUAAAUGUCAGAUUAAUGUAAUUUUACAGAUAUAGUAAAGAAAAUCAAAUUAAUAUUAGCCUGUGCAGUGUGACAGCUAUGAAGACAUGACAGUGCUUUGGAACCAACCAGGAAA